UUAUCUUAUCAGCUCUGGCUAUUGAUUGAGUGGCCGUUCUCACUCGCGCUUUGUAUGAUAGUCACGUAUCCCAUGAUGAUUACCUUGAAAGGGUUUCUCGCCAUUGCAAGUUUGGCACUAUUUUGCUCGGCAACCAACGCUGAAGUGCUGAUAAAAUUGAAGAAAUUCAACCUUGCACGCAAUGAAACCAGUGGAGAGCUUGUUUUUACUCCAAAGGAAAACAACAGAGGUGACAAAGUCGCAAAGUCAUUUUCCGUUCGUCUUGGCACACUUCUUCCUGAAAAUACAAGGAAAGACAUGUCCGACAUAGAGCAGACUAAUGUUGGAUUUUCGUAUUACUUUGGUGGGAGGCAAGCUAGAAUCGACAUCGAGUACCCCUUCCCUGAGUGCACACGAUUUACCUGGACCACGACCACUCUAAAUGAAAUCAGAGACUGCGUUGAUUAUGGAACCGCUCACUGGUUUGGUGGUCCUGAGCAGUGGGAACAGCUCUGGCCUGUGCAGAAGCUGGCCAAAACCAACUACCCAAUGCUCACUAGAGCUGCGGACAACAUGGCAGUAGCAGACCGCUACUGGCUCUCCUCAGAGGGCACUUAUAUUUUCGUGGACCCUGACGUUCCCCUGUUCAUAGACUCUAAUACAACUGAAAAUCCAAAUCAAUUAUGUUUUGUCGCAAGGUCUGAUGACCCUUACUAUGCAAUCAACCAACUUAUGCUGAGAUACACGAUUUGCUCUUUUCCCGACGUGAGAGCUGCCCAGGCGCAUGCUGUGGUAAACAUGUUUGGCUACUCGGGCUCUAUUCCGGACGAGCUGAUGUUCAGACAACCAAUCUGGUCCACCUGGGCUAGGUACAAGAAGGAUAUUAAUGAAUCGACGGUGCUGCAGUUUGCUCAGGAAAUCAUCGACAAUGGAUUCGGCAAUAGCCAGUUGGAAAUCGACGAUGACUGGGAAACAUGCUACGGUGAACUAGCGUUCAACGCAGAAAAAUUCCCUAACGCAAAGGGCAUGGUCGACAACUUGCAUCAGCUUGGCUUCAGAGUUACUUUAUGGGUCCAUCCCUUUGUCAACAUCAACUGCCCGAUAUACGCACAAGCUCUGCAAAACGGGUAUUUUGUCAGAAACUUACAGGGUAGCGCGCACACUGAGUGGUGGAACGGCAAAGACGCAGCCAUCAUCGACGUCACCAAUCCAGCGGCGAGAACUUGGUGGGCGAACAGGUUAAGCACUUUGAAGAAUGAAGUUGGCUUAGAUGGCUACAAAUUUGAUGCUGGAGAGUCUGUUGGCUUCCUUCCUCAGCUCCCUGUCUUACAGAAUUCUGAAUCCCAGUCAGAUUUCUCCAGAGCCUACUCCGAAUUCAUAAAUGAUAUCCUGCCAAACAUCGGAAGUGCUGUGGAACUCAGGUCGAUCUACAAAAACCAAAAAGCACCCCUCUUCCUACGCAUGAUCGACAAGGACACUCGCUGGGGCUUGAACAACGGCCUUCGCUCCGUGGUGACCACUCUGUUGCAGAUGAACAUCGUUGGAUAUCCUUUUGUGCUUGCGGACAUGAUCGGCGGUAACGGCUAUGGCAAUGAUGAACUUACUCCUGAGCUAUUCAUUCGGUGGCUGCAAGCUUCCACAUUUAUGCCUUCCUUGCAAUUCUCGUAUGUGCCGUGGCAGUUCAAUGACCCCACGGUGGUUGAAAUUUCGAGGAAAUUUGUUGACCUUCAUUCAAAUUAUUCUGACUGGAUCAUAAGUGCGGCCAAUACAGCUGCGCAAGGUGGUUUGCCAAUCAACAUGCCCAUCUGCUUUGCACCUUUAAAUUCAUACGACGAACGUGCUUGCGCAGUUGAUGAUGAAUACAUGUUGGGUGACCGGAUAUUAGUGGCACCUGUCAUGGAGCCCAACGCAACUUCCAGGGACGUAUACCUGCCUCAGGGGGUUUGGAGGGACAUGAACACUGACAUUUUGUACAACGGUCCCCUUCUGAUGACGAACUACCCUGCUCCGUUGGACACACUGCCCUAUUUCCUUAAUAUGAAUAUUGCCAGUUCGUCAAAGAACAUCGUCCCAAUGCUGCUGCUGCUCGUUGCAGCUUUGAAUUUUACCUUUUACUUGAAAUAAAUUUGCAUGAUAGAGCCACGUUCCAUA
Molecule: messenger RNA, 2130 nt
Organism: Cloeon dipterum
Lineage: Eukaryota; Metazoa; Arthropoda; Insecta; Ephemeroptera; Baetidae
Product: myogenesis-regulating glycosidase-like
Exons: 8
Coding region: 55-2103 (682 amino acids)
Biological process (GO): carbohydrate metabolic process
Molecular function (GO): hydrolase activity, hydrolyzing O-glycosyl compounds
Source: RefSeq, a predicted model, not a curated record